Vespula vulgaris is the source of this 5708-nucleotide messenger RNA. RefSeq names its product high mobility group protein DSP1-like. The coding region runs from base 2643 to 3962 and encodes 439 amino acids. Gene Ontology annotation, molecular function: DNA binding, bending. Lineage: Eukaryota; Metazoa; Arthropoda; Insecta; Hymenoptera; Vespidae. The transcript has 5 exons. Gene Ontology annotation, biological process: regulation of transcription by RNA polymerase II. The record is from RefSeq and is a predicted model, not a curated record.
CGGCUGUCGUCUCUCGUUCUCUUUUAUUCGUUCUCCUCUUCUCUUUUCGUCUCUUCUCUUUCUUUCUCUUUUUCCUAUCUCUUUCACUCUUUCUCUUUCUCGCUCGCUCACUCGUUCGUACUCUUUUCUCCGCCUAAAAGUUGACCUCGAGUUUCAAGGGUAGAGAAGGCAGUCAUCCGCCCCUCUACGUUGGGUAGAAGGGGGGAUCUACGAGCCAUAACUCUCGUAUUCUUCACGAAGGAACGAACGAAAGAGAGAAGGCGACGUUGACUCGGCGUCGAUGCCGGUAGUCUCCCGCCAUCCCCACCGGGCAAAUGAAGCGUCCCGAUUGGUCGAAGCGUCGUGGCCCUCCUUUGUGAGGGAGCGGGUGAAAGCAUGGCUUGGCAACGUCGCGCAAGUUCAACGCUGCCCGCUAGAAAGAAGGCUAACCUCGUGUGAAAGCGAAAGAGAGAGAAAGAGACGGAUCGACGCGCACGGCGAAGUGGAAGGAGUAGAAGGGAGAAAAGGAGAGAGAAAGAGAGAGAGAGAGAGAGAGAGAGAGACGAAACGAGCGAACGUUCGACCGGGCCGGACCUCGUCAGGUUGUUCUCUUCCGCGUCUCUGUGUGCGAAAUCGAACGCGCGAGCUUAAUGCGACGAUAGAAGCAAUCCAAAAGAUCUCUCUCUCCAGAGUCACGCUCUUCUCCAUGCGAGCGGACGACCAUUAGCGUGUUCCACGAGGAGCAUUUACGGCUGCUCAGUGGCCGCCAUCGGUAUCGCGACUCGCGUCGCGGUCGAACGUCGCGCGCGCUUUUACGCACGGCGUCGUCGUGCUUCGUCGUCGUCGUCGUCGUCGUCGUCGUCGUCGUCGUUGUCCUCGUCGUCCUCGUCGUCGUCGUCCUCGUCGUUUUCGUUGUUAACGGUGUCGUUGUCGUUGUUGCUACUGCGCGUAGGCGCGUGAGAGAAAGAUCGAAGGAUUAUUCCAUUCGUUGGGAGAGGGAAAGAGAAAGCGCAAUCGUGCGAGUCGGAAAAAAGAAAAAGAGGGAGAGGGGAGAGGUUAAAGAAACAAAGAAAGAACAACGAAGCAAAGUAUGUUCGAAAGCCGAUAGAACAAUGGAGUCCGGACGUAGAGAGCUUAGAUGCGGUAAUAGGAGUGUCGUCGGUGGAGGCGAUUAGAAAAAUUAACGAACGCGCUUAGUUCGCGUUCAAAGGAAAAGAGAAAGAGAGGAGACGCUACGACGAUCGUCGUCGUCGUCGUCGUCGUCGUCGUCGUCGUCGUCGUGUCGUCGCCGUCGCCGCCGUCGUCGCCUCGUCUCGUCUCGUUCUCGUCGUCGUCAUCGUUGUCGCAGCCGUCGUCGUCGUCGUUGAGCAGCGACGUUGAGGCAGAUUCGGGCUAGAAGAGAAGGAACGAGAAAAGCCGAGAAAGACCGAUCGACGACGGGCAAGGCGAGAGGCACACGGGUGUCGUACCACCGUACACGGUGGUGGGGGGGACUGGAGGAAAAAAGAAAGAGCUAUAACGAGUGAAGGAGAGAAGAGAGAGAGAGAUAGCGAGCCUUCCCCGGUUCGCCGGCCGGCCGUCGUGCCCCUUCUCCCCUCAGUUAGUUCCCCUGCCGUCCCGCACGGUUGCUUGCACCCAUCCUUGCCGUCGUGCUGCCGCCACCACCGCCACCGCCGUACCUAACCCACCACGGAGCUGCAGCCAACGAACGACGACGAACGGUCGAGCGUAGCGUCGAGUAGAGAGAACGUAUUCCAAGUGUAACGCGCGUGCCACGAAGGCUUUGCUCCGUGCGUAGUAAAGCGCUUCGAAGCGUCGAGCGCGCGCGCGCCCAAACGCCCGCGUUUAUACCGAUAGGGCUUUUAUAUACCUGGUGAUAUUGUAUAUCGUGUACUGUGUGCGCCAGGUGGACGAUAAAAGAGAGAGAAGGAAGAACCACGAAGGGAGUGAACAAGACGUUAAGAGAGAGAAAGAGACGCAUGUAUAGCGUACCUACGUCUGUGAUACAACCACGGAAGGAGACGAAGAUAUAUACAUAUAUAUAUACACACGUAAUGCAUAAAGAAGAAAAGUGAGAGAGAGGAAGAAACUGAAAAGAAGAAGAAUCAAGAGAGAGUGCGAGAAAGAGACAGAAAGACGCGCGUCGCGGAUCACGAAAACGCGCGUCCACGACGUCGACGCCGAAGCCGAAGCCGAAGAGAAGGUGGAGAAAGAGGACAACGACGACGACGAGGACGAAGAGAACGAAGAGCCGGCUAGUAGUACCGUACGGAUGUGAGGGUGCGCGCGUGGACGAGGUACCUUCUCUCGCGAGAGAGCGCGAGCGUGCCCGGUCUCGCUCGCGCGCACGCGUGUGCGUGUGUGUGCGCGUCGUGAGUAACCUCUCGCCGUCGCCGCCGCCGUCGCCACCGCUGCCGCUGCUGCCGGUUGUACCCGUAUCUUCCUUUCUCUCUCUCCCUCGUUGCCGUUGUCGUUGUCGUAGCCAUCGUAUUCGUCGUCGUAGUCGUCGUUGCUGUUGCUGCUGGAUAAACGACGAAGGUACGAAGAGGAGAAGGUGGAGGUAGUGGUGGAGGAGGAGUGAAGGAGGAGGGGGAGGAGGUGGAGGUGGAGGUGGAGGAGGAGGACGUUAACGUAGGAGCCGCGUACGUGUACGCGCGUACGAAAUGUCGGAACACCACCGCGUAGCCGGUGGCUGGGCUACGGCCAACCCUGGAAACCGCGAGGAUGCGUCCGGCGGUGCCGCUUGGUGGCCUUCCGGCAUGAACGCCGUCUCUGCUGCCGAACAGCAACAACAGCAACAACAGCAGCAAGCACAGCAGCAACAACAAAACCUCCAUCAGCAUCUGAUGAAUCAGCAGCAGCAGCUCAAUCAGCAGCAGCAGCAGCAGGCGCAGCAACAACAACAGCAGCAGCACCAUCAGCAGCAACAGCACCAACAACAGCAGGAUAUUGUCAGAAGUACCGCUGCGGGGACGCAGCAGCUCUUCUCCUAUAAAAUGGCAUCCAGCUUUCAGAAUCCGGCAACGACCGGUACGCAAUCGAGCCCAGUCUCGACGUCGACGCCUGUUGGCUCCUGCAUGAGGGGUGGCUACGACUUCAGACUCGGCAACGCUCCCGGAUCGGGCGGCGGUGGCGUACCCGGCACUCCGUCCGCGCCACCGCCCGGCGUACAGUGGUGGUAUCCAGGCGGUGUUAUGGACGCGGCCGCUCAGAACAACCUUCAUCAACAGUUGCAGUCGCAGCAGCAACAACAGCAACAUCUAUCGCCGAUUACUACGCAAACAUCUACGCCCCCCGUCAUGUCGCCGCAUCAAAUACAACAGUUACCGCAGCAGAAUAAUUUGCAACAAAAUAACGCUCAAGGUCUGCAACGAGACAACAUGCCUAGAGGAAAGGACUCUAAGCCGAGGGGACGAAUGACCGCAUACGCGUUCUUCGUUCAGACAUGUCGACAGGAACACAAGAAGAAGCACCCCGAGGAAAAAAUUAUAUUCCGUGAAUUUUCAAAGAAAUGCGCGACGAGGUGGAAGACCAUGUCAGACAAAGAAAAGAAACGUUUUCAUGAGAUGGCAGAAAAAGACAAGAAAAGAUACGACGCAGAGAUGCAAAAUUAUACACCACCUAAAGGAGAAAAAGGCAGAGGAAAGAAACGUAAACAUAUUAAGGAUCACAAUGCACCUAAACGAUCACUAUCUGCCUUCUUUUGGUUCUGUAAUGAUGAGCGCGGUAAAGUGAAAAUGUUAAAUCCUGAAUAUGGUGUAGGAGAUAUUGCUAAGGAAUUAGGUAAAAAAUGGUCGGAUGCAGAUCCCGAAACCAAAUCUAAAUAUGAGGCUAUGGCAGAGAAGGAUAAAGCUCGAUACGAAAGGGAAAUGACAGCAUACAAAAAGAAAAUGAAAGAUGGUGCACCAGUGGUGGUAGGAGCACCACCUGCAAAUACUGUAAAAAGCGACAGUGAAGAAGAAUGGAAGGAAGACGAUGAAUAGCGGCUGCAUGAUAAAAUGUCAUCUAUCACCCCGUGUCCUUGAUCCUAAAAGCAUACCUCACCUACUGUACGUACCAUUGACCUUAGCGUGAGUGUACUUACACCACUAGGAGAACAAAUAACUAACCACGAGUCCCCAAUUAUUUACAAUAAUAAUUGAAAACACACGCGAUUAUAAUAAUUAUUUUAAAACUUGUGUGUAUGCGCUAUGUGAAAGGAGAUUGUAUGAAUGACAUUUGUAUUUUAACAUAUUGAUUAGCAACAUGUAAAGUGUCAUAGCAUAGAGGAAUGAAAAAGAUGGUGCCCACUUUCUGUGUGAGAUGGAAGGCGCAGGGGCUCAAUCAUUGUUGACUUUGUCUCCACACCAUGUUAAAAGCUAAUUUAGUUAGUAAUAACAAAAGAUCCACUAGCCUCGUUGUUAUGCGAUAUAUCACUUGAAAAAAAAUGGUUUUGUGAAAUUUAUCAGUUCAGUUCAUUUGCUGCCAGAAUAUAAGAGACUAACAUUGUAUAUCCUUGUACAGAACGUUUCUUUAAAUCAAAUUUCUCUCAGGUAGGGCAUGGGGCUGCUUUGUAUGAGUGUAAUUGAUUUUUAUAUAUGUCGAGAAUAGCUGUAAGUAAUUAGAAUAAGUAUACUUAAACACAACGUCGAGAUCGUACAUUCACAUCAACGUGUGAUAGUUUUCACUAAUAGUGGAUACUAAGCCACGUGAUUGAGCCUUGUAGUUUAUAAGCAAUUUGAAUCGAGAAAAUAUGUAGUUCACAGCUUUUACAAAUCAAAAUUAGGACAGUAUAUUCUGACAGUCCUAUACUUACAGAAAGGGUGCUCGUUGUUGUAUGCACAAAAAGUCGAAAUUUUAUUUGCGUGACGUGCUGCAACACACACCACGAUUGCUGAGAAAGAUCACAACACAGAUCACAGGAUAGAAAAAUGCCCUAAUUUUACUUUGUAUAGUGACUUCGAUCAUUAAGUUUUACUAUAAAAAUAUGUAAAAAUUUAUGUUUUUUAUUCAUUUUGAUGAGGAACUUCGUAAAUGGCAGUUGUUUAAGUAGACAAAUAUUGUAAUUUUUAUUUUUUUUUUUUCCUAACGCGUAGAAGUGGUCCCCCUGCCCUUACCAUCGUCAUCCUCCCUCUCAUAUUCAUUAUGUCAAUAAAGGAAAUACUUAAAUCCUAUCCAAACCAUUUGAUUCCCUUAAUUGUUCAAGAAAGCAAAGUAGGGCGUGUUUUGUACUGCCUUGAGUCAUCUGGUGUACAGCAGGCUGUAUUAUAAUAAAUUAUUGUGGUUUCUUGUAAUGUUAACAUUCCUAGAACUUAGUAUGUACAGAUCCUUAUCAUUGAAAUUAGUGCAAACUAUGUAAGCGGCACGCAGAUGAAAUAGAUCUGGUCACUUGUUUUGUGAAUUUGUUAACCAGAUCAGUAUGCGAAGUGAAUAUAAUACAACAAAAAGGCUUUCUUAUGGUCAGACUGACUUGCACCUUGAUUUGGCUCAGCAGUUAGCCAUCAUUUUUCUCAACAUAAAGCUCUUCAUCUUCCCCCAUGCAUUGUCAUGUAAUGAAUCAUUGUAUGAUUAUAUGAACAAAAACCUGUUUUAGAGGGAGCUAGAGGAUGAAAACUGUAAAAUAUAAAAUUGUAAUAUUUUAAUACUGAUUUGCAGAUGUGCAUAAUUUUAACAUAGCUGGUUAAAGUGAAUUGUACUGAUUCAGAGGUAUCCAUUUGAUGGAAAUUAAUAAAAACAAAUAUUGAAAAUCA